Sebastes umbrosus (honeycomb rockfish) is the source of this 932-nucleotide messenger RNA. RefSeq lists its product as uncharacterized. The record is from RefSeq and is a predicted model, not a curated record. Lineage: Eukaryota; Metazoa; Chordata; Actinopteri; Perciformes; Sebastidae. Gene Ontology annotation, cellular component: external side of plasma membrane. The coding region runs from base 195 to 932 and encodes 245 amino acids. Gene Ontology annotation, biological process: positive regulation of T cell proliferation; negative regulation of T cell proliferation; T cell costimulation. The transcript has 3 exons.
UUUAUUUUUCUCUCCAUUUUGUUUUAUCCAUACUUCAUUUUUUAUUUUGUUAUGAGGAAAAACAAGAAAAAAAAAAACAGGAAAAAAAAAUCCUCAUCUGGCUGGUCCAUGCUGCCUCAGCACCAACUGGGCUCCUCCUCCAUCUCCUCUCUCCUCCCUCCAACAUCUCCUAUUGAUAGGAAAGGGCAGAAGCCAUGAGCUAUAUAACAGGCUCACAAGUUUACCUACCUACCUACAUGUUGAUAUCCCUGUUGUCUCUUGGGAAGAAGACUUCUGAUCUCAGACCAGAGAACACUGUCGGCAGCAUGACUGAUAAAAGGGAGAAGAUGAUCAGCAGCAUCCUGCCUCUCAUCAGCCUGACCUGCUGUGUCUCUGGAUCAUUUGUAGUGAAUGUGACACAGACCUCCUAUCAGGCAGAGGAGAACCACAACAUCACACUGGAGUGGACGUUCACAACCAGAACCGACAGUUCCCCCAACUCACUUUAUAUCUACUGUGAACUGUCAGCUGAUCUCAGACCCUUAGUCCUGUUUCAUCUCCAUGAAGGUGUUGAGGUCCCAGAGUCUCAGGAUGAACAGUUUGCAGGACGAGUCCGGUGUGACAAAGACGUCCUCAGAGAAGGACGACUCAGACUUCACGUGUCCAGACUCAGGACUGAUGACUCGGGUCCAUACCGGUGUGACGUGCUCACAGGUUAUGGUGGGAAGUCUAGGAUAUGUCGCCUCAAUGUCACUGGUGAGUUGACAGCAGCUCCUGAUGAGCCCAGACCUCAGAGACCAACAGUGAGUCCACAACCAGAGAGUCUGGGAAGGAUCGGCCUCUACGUUGGACUGGGACUGGGACUGAGCUCUCUGUGCUGGACUCUGCUUUGCCUUCAGACAUUAUUUACUAAAUCUACUGAUAAGAAGGGAAACAUCUGUGCAGUCGUAUAG